UUAAGGUUUACCAACUUACUUUGUCUCCCGGAUUCAGAUUGAUUCUACUUCAGACCCUUGUUCUGAAUGUUGUGAUGGCUCCGCGCGGUCGCCAGAUCCAUCUUAGGUCGAAGCACGCCUCGGACGAAAAAUAAACGUCACAUAUGAUUUUUCUAGGGUUACUUUGCUCUUAUUUUCGAUAUCCCUCGCUUCACAGGUCUAUUUCGGAUUGCACUACUCUUGUAUUUCCCGCCCCCUCCGAGUUCUCGAUCACUUUCUAGGAAAAUUAAUGGCCUGGCCCGUUACCAGAGGUGGUAGUAACUACUCUCUGUUCCACCGGGUUUGAAAAAAAGGCUCUCAUUACACACUUCAACAAAUUCUAACCCUGAUGGCUUUUCAGAGGCCCAAAUUAGGACAUCCUCUGCACAUUUAAGCCCUUGUCUCUGCGCGAACAAAGACAUUCUUCGACUUGCUUGUGUACUCCCAGCUUCCUGCUCUGCGUUUAUCAUGGUUGCCGUCGCUACUGAAUUACGCCCCUUCCCGUGCCCGAAGUGCAACUUAUCUUUCACUAAGCACCAUGACUUGAAACGUCAUAGAGUGCUGCACUUGUCGAAGGAGGCGCGAGAGGCUGCUAAAUAUCCUUGCAAAUUCGCUGACUGCAAGCAUAAGACUCUACAGCUGUCGAACCUGAAGAUCCAUAUGAAUAAAGUCCAUUAUAAUAAGAAAAAUAAAAAGUGUCCCGAUCCUGCCUGCAACUACCGAACGGCAGACUCCUCGGAACUUACGCGACACAGGAUAGACAUCCACAAGUACGUUCCGCCGUACCGUCUCCCACGACAAAAGCCUGUCCCUCGCGACGAUAGCAUGUUCGACGACGACUCCACCCACGAGGACAAGGACAAGGACGCAAAAGACGACGUCGACAUGGAAUCGGCGGAUUUAGCUCACCAGCCUCCUUCCAUGACUUCAAGUAGUAGCGCCGGCUCCAGCAUGGCGCUUGACACUCCGCCACCCAGUCACCACAACGCCAACGUUGAUUUCGACAUCGACGUGCCCGUCACCGUCUUUCCUCUCCCCCCACCGUCUCCCGUCUCCAUGGGUAGCCGUCACUCGAUGUCCUACACACCUCCACCCCACAUCAUCGCAUCAUCGGCUCCUGUCUGCUUCUCGUCCCCUCCACGAAAAUUCGACUCGGACAUGCCUUCACCCGCUCGUUCCAGCCCCUGUCGAUCAAUGAUCUACACUCCUUCGGCCAUGGAUGCGGUUCAAGCAGACGAUAUCUAUCUCCCAUUACCCCCACGCAGCCCCAGUCUUCGUCCUUCUAUGACUAGUACUCUGCGGCUCGGUCUUCCCGCAGAGCUGUUCAUUACUGGCCCAAGUGACUGUCAGCUCCGUCCAAUUAUGUGCGAUGAUGAGUUAGAUCCCACUCCGAGAUCUCGAGGAUGCAUAAUCUGGUAAAGAUGUCGGUGUUUGUAACUGACGAUUGCGGACUUUCUUUCUCUUUUUUUCUUGUCUCCCUCAAAUACACGGUCUUUUUUUGCUAUAUCUUGUACGCUCUUUACCCACUGCGAUGUUUUCUUGGUACAAUUGCUCUCGAAUUACAGAUCACUGUUUUCUAGUCAUGCUAUUACUUACCUUGUCCUUGUGUAUCUAUUUAUCUAUCCGCUGUUAUGUCUGGAACAAUACAUGCG
Molecule: messenger RNA, 1670 nt
Organism: Desarmillaria tabescens
Lineage: Eukaryota; Fungi; Basidiomycota; Agaricomycetes; Agaricales; Physalacriaceae
Exons: 4
Coding region: 487-1437 (316 amino acids)
Biological process (GO): regulation of transcription by RNA polymerase II
Cellular component (GO): nucleus
Source: RefSeq, a predicted model, not a curated record